UAGGGUUGUGCAUACCCACUAAGGCACAAAGACACUUGUACCGUGAGAAGCGUUGCUCCGCUGCAACAGCCAAGCACGACGGUCCCUGGAGCCUACAGACUAGCACUUUCUGUUCAUUCCUAAAUACAUGGACACUGAUGCAAUUGGAGAUCCUGUUGACAAGCUCAAAGCAAUCCAGAAUGACGGUGAAGAAGAUCAAGAUGAAUAUGAUGAUUUUGAUGAUGAUGAUGAUGAAGAAGAAGAAGAUGAACCUAUUACUCUUGGUUUUGUGGAUAAGCCAAAGAAUCAAUGGUCUCUUCACCGUCAAUAUUUCCCAAGCAAAGCUGGAGGAGUCCCUGCUUGGCUUGACCCUCUGAAUAUACCGUCAGGGAGAUCAUCUAUGUGUGACAUUUGUGGAGAACCUUUACAAUUCUUGCUUCAGGUUUAUGCACCAACUGAGAAGGAAACUGCAUUUCACCGAAUGUUGUUUGUUUUUAUGUGUCCUUCCAUGAAAUGUCUUCUCAGGGAUCAGCACGAGCAAUGGAAACGCCAUCCAGAAAAGCCGUCUAGAAGUGUGAAGGUUUUCCGUUGUCAAUUACCUCGCGUGAAUCCAUUCUACUCACCUGAAUGCCCUCAGUAUAAUGAGAGCCACAAACCUGCUGGCAGUGGAGGUUGGUUUACUCAUCAUUAGAAAAGUUUUUCUUCA
Molecule: messenger RNA, 685 nt
Organism: Cajanus cajan (pigeon pea)
Lineage: Eukaryota; Viridiplantae; Streptophyta; Magnoliopsida; Fabales; Fabaceae
Source: RefSeq, a predicted model, not a curated record